Molecule: messenger RNA, 354 nt
Organism: Glycine soja
Lineage: Eukaryota; Viridiplantae; Streptophyta; Magnoliopsida; Fabales; Fabaceae
Exons: 1
Coding region: 1-354 (117 amino acids)
Source: RefSeq, a predicted model, not a curated record
AUGGACCUCAACUUCCGAGCACAGUUCGUGAUCGCACGCCCGACACAACGAUUCUUGAAGGUGCUGGCCACCGUCCCCGACGUGUUCAUCAGGGGCGCGGAGGAGUUGAAACACACCAUUUCAACUACGUGUGACACCGUGAGGAGGUGUUUUAGGAGCAGGGGGCUUCUGGUUCCGCCGUGGAGGAAGAACCGGUUCAUGCAAAACAAGUGGUUGGGGCCUUGUCGCCGAACCGUGAGAGAUACUUCCAUGGGAUUUAACGGUGGUGUUAGUUGUAGGGUGGUGGGGUUCGACAACGUCGUUUCAGAAGCGGGAAGUGGCAGUAGCAGUGGCGUUGUUGUUCGUACGAGAUGA